UCAUCCAUUCAUUUUUUGCGAAAUAUACAAUGAUAUCGAUAUUUACAAUUGAGCCUUUUUCAAUCAAUCCCAAUAAGCUGUUCUUUUUUAACAAUAUAUAAUGACUCAAAAUAAUUUUUACACCCGAUUUCGGGGUGAAGGGUACUUCAAAAUUAUAACGGGAUAGAUAACAAACAUCGAGAGGAGCCACGCAUGCCCUCUGCUAGGAAAUUUUAGUGUUGAUUGUUGUGUUAGCGGUUUGUAGAAUUAAUAAAUUGACGUGAGUGAAAAUACUUCGAAAUAAAGGAUAUUCCUAUCGAAUUUGAGAAAGUGGGAAAAUUACUCAAAAAGUUUUUUGGGUCAAAAGGAAAAAUGACUGCCAUAAGUUGAGUGAACCUCAAAUUUGCGUGCAGCUGCCAUGUAGAUCUACCGCGUUUUUUGAAUAGUUUACAUUCUAAUUGUAUAUUUUGGUCGAAUGUAGGUCUAACUUUUGGGAGUUUUUCCCUUUAUUUCCGAUAUGUAUGCUAAAGGAAAGGGAUCUGCUGUGCCAUCAGAUGCUCAAGCAAGGGAGAAGUUAGCACUUUAUGUAUAUGAAUAUUUAUUGCAUGUUGGUGCUCAAAAAGCAGCUCAAACCUUUCUAUCCGAGAUAAGAUGGGAGAAAAAUAUAACCCUGGGGGAACCUCCUGGAUUUUUGCAUUCCUGGUGGUGUGUGUUUUGGGAUUUGUACUGUGCGGCUCCUGAAAGAAGGGAUACGUGUGAGCAUUCAUCAGAAGCCAAAGCAUUUCAUGACUACGGCUUCGUCAAUUCUGGAUAUGGUGUGAAUGGAUUAGCUCAUAAUGCUGGACCUGCCCCCAGUCCACUAGGGCAAAUGCCACCCUCUGACGGAAUGCCAGGAGGUCCGAUACCUCCUGGAUUCUUUCCUAAUUCUGCGAUGAGACCUUCACCUCCCACGCAUCCCUCCAAUCAACCGUCCCCUCAUUCUCAACCACCCACCCCACAUGCACAAAUGAUGUCAUCACAACCUUUCAUGGGGCCAAGAUAUCCCGCUGGUCCACGACCUGGUGUAAGAAUGCCUCCAUUAGGAAGUGAUUUCAAUGGUCCUGGUGGUCAGCCUAUGAUGCCUAAUAACAUGGACCCAUCCAGGCAAGGUGAAGGCGGAGAGUUUGUAGGUUGGCAAGGUCCACCUGGUAUGAAUCCCCUGAAUAGAAUGAAUCCUCCUAGGGGACCGUCUAUGGGACCCAUGGGUCCUGGUUCAUAUGGUCCAGGUAUGAGAGGUCCUCCACCGAACAACAGCAUGGGACCAGGUCCUAUGCCCCCAAUGUCCAUGACAGGUCCAGGAGGCCGACCACAAUGGCAGCCUAAUACGUCUACUCCCAUGAAUUAUUCUUCCUCGUCGCCCGGUAACUACGGCGGCCCCCCUGGCUCUGCGGGCCCCCCGGGACCGGGUACACCGAUAAUGCCUAGCCCCCAGGAUUCCUCGAAUUCGGGGGGCGAAAAUAUGUAUACAAUAAUGAAACCCGCAGUUGGAGGCAACAUGCCGGGAGAGUUUCAGAUGGGGGGCGGGCCCGAUUCCGGUUCGAUGGGCCCCAUGGGCCCCAAUUCGAUGGGACCGGUGAUGAACGGAGACGGGAUGGACGGCAUGAAAAACUCCCCAGCGAACGGCGGCCCCGGAACGCCUAGGGAGGAUAGCGGAAGCGGCAUGGGGGACUAUAAUUUGGGAGGAUUUGGCGGUCCAGGAGAAAACGAUCAAACGGAAUCGGCGGCUAUUUUGAAAAUAAAAGAGAGCAUGCAAGAAGAGGCCAAGAGAUUUGAGAAAGACUCGGACCACCCUGAGUAUUUCAUGCAAUAACCUUACUAGCCUCUUUUGGCUGGUGGACGCCUCUCUUCCUUCCUAACUCGUACUAACAUGGGCGGUGGUCUGCUCAGUGCUCAGCUCUUCCUGCCCUCAUCGUUGCGAGCUCAUCUCAUAUUGGUUCAUUACUAGUCAUAAUCGUUUUCUGUUUGCAGAUUUUCCUUUGAAGGCUGAUUUAUACCAAUAUGAAGGCAGUGAAUGGUUUUAACAAGAUCCCACAACUAAUACCGCUCGGUCCACUACUUCAGCCUUGGCGCUGGUUGUGAUGUAUUCAGAAGUAAUCCUUCAUUCAAAUUAGACAUCCAGACUAGGGGCCCAUUUUUAUCUGCUCACCCACCUUUUGAUAGAAUGUAAUUGAUACGUCUUUUGAACAACUAAUUAUGCAGAGAUGAAACUGAUUCGAAAACUCGCAAAUACACUAAGACAUAGUUCUAACUGUACCCAAAUUGAAGCCAUUUUCUUGACUCAGUAGAUCUCCAUUUUUUUCCAUUCAUGUCGAUUCUUGGCUCAUUUUACCUGUCCAUCAGAUAAUAACAGAUAUACCGACCAGGUUCAAUACGAAUUUUAUAAAGAAGGGAAAUGGCAAAAGUGAGACAUAGUAGAAGGAACUUAUUUGACCAGAAAAUAGUGAAAACUAUUUUAUCCUAUUAUCGUUUUCUGUUUGACUUUUUAAAUAUUGUAGUCGCAAAAUGUUAACGUUUAUUUUUGAAAUACUUUCAAAUGAUUUACUCUUCGAGAUAGCCUUCUUUCAAAUGAAUCAGUCAAACCAUCAGUAAAAACUUUCGGGGCAUGUUUGAUAUUUCCUUUCACUUGUCAUCUUUCGUUUCUUGAAUUGCAAUAUUAUAUAUGUAAACAUAUAUAUGAUUAAUUUUCCAGAAUGGUUAGAUCGGACAAAAAAUUUUUAUUUUCAAUAAUGAAAAUAUAAAAUUUAACAUUUCCAGCUCGGCCUCCAGUAGUUUAAUAGUUUUAUCCUCUGUUAUUUUCUCAUCGCUCUUUCUUGUGUACCAUUCGACUGGGUUUCACUUCAAUUUUAUCAGUAACUGAGGGAGCUUUAAACAGAUCAGCUGAAAAAACUGAGUAUUUUCCCUACAGUGAUUGAAUCAUUUUUAUUCUCCCCAGCUAUUUUAUUUAUCUAAUGAGAAUUGUACAUUUAGAAUAAUAUGAAUAAUUUUAGGUUUAACAGGUUGUAAUUGUGAUAAAUGAUGACGAUCUUGCCAGGUUAUAUUUUGAUGUGUUAUUUAAGUUAAAGUUGUUAAAGUUUUGUGAAUGUUGUUAGUUUCAGAGUCUGAAAUACUGUCAUAUAUUCACUCAUUGAUGGUUUUCAGGCUUUUAGUCUAACACUGUUUGUUCCACGGUGAUAUGUCAAUAUUAAUGUAAUUUGCAGGUAAAACUGUGCUCUAGAUUCAAAUUAUGGUGCAGUACUUAAGAGAUGUAAAUUAAUAUUUCAGAUUUAAAAAAUCGAAGAUUAAGAUGACGCACCAUACAGUCUGUAGCCUGAUUAUCAUAAAAAAAAUGUAAAGCAGAGUAAUCUGGAAUUCAGUCAGAAAUUGCAUGUCUUGUAUUCAAACAUUCCUUUGGGGGCAGAUGAGGAGCAAUAGGACGUUCAGAAUUGGCUACGAGCUCCUUGCUGGACAGUGCCAAGAACUUCUAUGCCCUAAUCUACCUCGGCUUUACUCAUUACUAUUAUUUUAUUUAAGUACAUGCAAUAGGCAAAUGUAAUUCUCUCCCUUUUUUCGAUUUAAUGAAAUUGUACCUUGAAAAUGAUGAAGCAUCACAAAUCAUUCGUCACUAGACUCAAUCAGGACUUGUGAAAAGUAUUUAUUUUUAAAUUUUGUUCCAAAAAGAUGAAAUAUAUAUAUAUGAACUUUUUUGAA
Coccinella septempunctata (seven-spotted ladybird) is the source of this 3705-nucleotide messenger RNA. Its product is annotated as single-stranded DNA-binding protein 3-like. NCBI's taxonomy places the organism in Eukaryota, Metazoa, Arthropoda, Insecta, Coleoptera, Coccinellidae. The record is from RefSeq and is a predicted model, not a curated record. The transcript is spliced from 12 exons. Gene Ontology annotation, molecular function: protein binding; single-stranded DNA binding. Gene Ontology annotation, cellular component: nucleus. Gene Ontology annotation, biological process: positive regulation of transcription by RNA polymerase II. The coding region runs from base 497 to 1828 and encodes 443 amino acids.